GGCGCGUUACAAAUUCUCGCUGGUAACAGCUUGCUGGCGCUGCUGCCAUUCUGGACACAUUUUAUCUGCGGGGGAGGGAAAGCUGUGCUUGUUGUUACGUUUUUUUUCUGUCUCUCUCUUUGGCGAGUUUCCGGGCGGAUUUGUUACUUCCGGUAGAUUCAGGGAGCACUGACCGGUACUGUUGCUGCUGCUUCGUUAAACAGUUUUAGGCUGAAAAUUCCUUUCUGCUUUAACUAUUUUCAAGUGGAAUAAUUUGAAGAUGACAAGAAUCCGUAUAGACAGCUAGAAAGAACAACAUGUUGAAAGAACUGUUUAAAACAGUACUGUAAAAUUAUCUUAGACUUGACUGCUUCAGGGAGCAGUAGCAAUAGCCCUUUGUUUUGGCUGCCCAUCUUUUUUCUGAUACUUGCCUAUGUCUCUUAUGGACAAACAGAAGGUGAAACGACAACGACUGGAUCGUAUUUGUGAAGGUAUUCGACCUCCAAUUCCAAAUGGCCCUAUGCAUCCGAGACCUCUUGUUGCCUUGCUUGAUGGAAGGGACUGCACAGUGGAGAUGCCCAUCCUGAAAGAUGUAGCCACAGUUGCGUUUUGUGAUGCACAGUCCACUCAAGAGAUUCAUGAGAAGGUGUUGAAUGAAGCUGUUGGUGCACUGAUGUACCAUACCAUCACACUUUCACGAGAAGAUCUGGAGAAGUUCAAAGCACUUCGGAUUAUUGUCAGAAUUGGUAGUGGCUAUGACAACAUUGAUUUCAAAUCUGCAGCAGACUUAGGUAUUGCUGUUUGUAACAUUCCGUCUUCAUCUGUGGAGGAAACUGCAGACUCGACACUGUGUCACAUUCUUAAUCUAUACCGUCGUGUAACAUGGCUACACCAAGCCUUACGAGAGGGUACCCGUGCGGCCAGUGUUGAACAGAUUCGAGAAGUUGCCAGUGGGGCAGCCCGAAUCAGAGGAGAGACUCUUGGUAUUAUUGGGCUAGGGCGUAUUGGCCAAGCUGUUGCCUUAAGAGCAAAGGUGUUUGGUUUCAAUGUGAUUUUCUAUGACCCUUACCUACCGGAUGGAGUUGAGAGGUCUUUGGGAUUGCAGAGGAUGAGCACCUUGCAGGAUUUGCUAUUGCACAGUGAUUGUGUGAGUCUGCACUGCAAUCUGAAUGAACACAAUCACCAUCUCAUCAACGAUUUCACCAUCAAACAGAUGCGACAAGGGGCAUUCCUUGUGAACACAGCCAGAGGGGGCUUGGUGGAUGAGAAGGCAUUGUCUCAAGCAUUGAAAGAAGGAAGAAUCCGAGGAGCAGCACUGGAUGUUCAUGAAUCCGAACCUUUCAGUUUUUCUCAGGGUCCACUUAAAGAUGCUCCCAAUUUGAUCUGUACCCCUCACACAGCCUGGUACAGUGAACAAUCAUCUAUUGAAGCAAGAGAAGAAGCAGCUAAAGAGAUACGCAGGGCAAUAACAGGCCGCAUUCCUGAUAGUCUGAAAAACUGUGUAAACAAGGACUACCUGUUGGCAGCAGCUCAGUGGUCUAGUGUUGAUCCAUCAACAGUACAUCAGGAACUGAAUGGUGCAAGUGCAGCAACAGCAUCAUACAGGUUUCCAGCUGUUGUGGGAGUGGCACCACCUGGAAUCCCAACCGCCGCUGUGGAAGGAAUGGUAACCACCUCAUUGCCUCUGUCGCACGGGAUGACACCUGUUGCCCAUUCUAGUCCACACACACCAUCACCAGGACAGACUACAAAACCUGAAGUAGACAGAGAGAUUCCAGCUGCAGACCAGUAGCAGCUCCCCUCCAACUCUUUCUGCACCUCUUUCAGGCAGUGGUGCAGCCCUUCUUUUACAAAAUCAACGUGACUUUAAAUUAAAACAAAAAUGACAAGUCUCUCAGCUUGGAUAUCUCAGUCAGUGGACGUAGACUGUUUUUCGUAAUUUUUUCACUGGUAAAUGUAGGAUAUUGCCUUUAAAAGGUGUUAAGUCUGAAUGGCAUUUAGCACUCUGAUCAUAUUUUUCUUUGUAUGUUGGAUUAGCUUCUGUAGUGGAACCCAGAUCAUGCAAGUAAAAGUGGGAGCACCAGAACUAUCCCUACUAAUGCGGCAGAAGGGAAGAGUGGUUUACUGAUGCAUUCAUUACAGCCUUGUUUGUUCGCUACUUUUCUACUUCAGGAGUGCAGAAAAAUACCACAGUCUAGUGAGAUAGUUGUUUGUGACUUCAGAGUUGUCACCAGUACAGAAAUUUGUAGUGUCCAACAUAGCUGAGAGAGGUUUUAGUUGUUUUUUGAAGAAAGUUAAGACACUCAUGCUGACCUCUUACAUCUGAGUGCAAGAUUUUAGGCAUUUGCUCCAUUCUUGAACUAUCAGUAUUUUGCCUGUUUAGAGUUCUGGCUUUAGAGUGCCUUGGAGAAGAGAUGGUAGAGCUGUGUGUGCAAGAACAUGUUAGAACCAGCCAUUUUGCCAUUCCUAAACAAGAAUGCAUUUACAGCUCAGCAGCUUUUAACCUAAAAACAUUUGGUCAGCUUAUAGUUGCAAAAACUAGGCAGUCCUUUUCCAGGACUGAUGCGUGUAUAACUGUCAUAUAAACUCAGCUGUACACCUGUUUUUAUCUCUCUAAACUUUUUUUUAACCCAGAGACAUGGAGAGGGUGCUGUCAGCUGCUCAUCAUCAUUUUGGAAUAGAAAAAUGUUUCAGGGGACUGAAUGAUAUACAUAAAUUGUAAACUCUUCAAAAAUGUAGUUUGUAAUUUUUUAAGUUAAAGUAGCUGGUUAAAACUGUGAAGACCCUGAAUGAAGAUGGAUGGUGAACUAUACAUUUGCAUACAGUAUGAGGAGUUAGAAUUAUGCAGAUUUUCAGGAAACAUAAGUAACUGGAUACUUUUGAAAAUGUUUUAUUGCUACUUCAUGAAUUAGUACUGGUUGACUACAUUGUCAUCCAGUAACUGCAGUUUGUUUGCUACAGAUGAAGUAGUAGUUUCAUUGACUGAUUCCGAACCGUCACCCAUAAAAAUACUUAUUUUUUUAAAUAAAAUUUUUUGACAAUAGCUUUCAAAGCUGUAGAACUACUUGUAAUGUUAGCUGAGAUUGCUAAUGUUGCUAAAAUGUAUAUAUGCGUACAUACACAAGUCAAAAAUUUUCUGAAAAUUCAAAAUUCUUGUACUCUAUAUUUUGAAACGGCACACCCCUCUCACACUGUGGUUUUCUUUGCUUUGCUGUCCAUCCCUUUAGCCAUCAUGGAAGUCCAAGGUUUUACCACUUUAUUGAACUUCUAAUGUAAAACCAGUCAGCUUUCAAACAAGACCCGGCACUGUGUAAUUCAUUAGUCCUUUUAGAUGACACAUCCUUUAUCAUGAAUUCUGGUUCUUUGUCCUUUAAGUUUUUACUUUCUUUGUAACUUAAUGAUUCUUUGCUUGAUAUUCCAAGCCACUGUAUAAUUUGAAGUCUGGUAGUUUGUGCUGAAAAAAAUAGUCUCCUUGUAAAAUGUGGAAGUCAGGUGCCCUCUGCUGAGUAUUUUAUCUCCCUGUAAUUUGAUGAACUCAGGUACACAUUACUGUGAGACUCAAGUCUCCAGGCAAUUCACUGUCCUUUUAAGUCACAGAUACUGUGCUGUGUAACUAAUGCUGCUGAAUGGUAUGUCAUUCUUGGCUCUUUGCUGCAUUGAUCAUUAAAAAGUGUGCCUUUUUCCCCAUGGGGAAUCAA
Molecule: messenger RNA, 3677 nt
Organism: Protopterus annectens (West African lungfish)
Lineage: Eukaryota; Metazoa; Chordata; Ceratodontiformes; Protopteridae
Product: C-terminal-binding protein 2-like
Exons: 11
Coding region: 413-1771 (452 amino acids)
Molecular function (GO): transcription corepressor activity; oxidoreductase activity, acting on the CH-OH group of donors, NAD or NADP as acceptor; NAD binding
Source: RefSeq, a predicted model, not a curated record